AUGGGCACAUUAUUUCGGAGAAGGGUUCAGAACAAGAAGAAUGAUUCCGGCGAGGAUGAUGAGAGGAGCCCAGCUCAUAAUAAAGAAGAAAGUAGGAACCACAUCCAUCAUCAACAAGGAUUAGGCCAUAAGAGAAGGAGAGGCAUUAGUGGCAGUGCGAAGAGAAAAGGGCAUGGUGAAGAUUUUGAUAGAGAAAAGGAUGGAAACGGUAAAAAACGUUGGAGAGAUUCCAGAAGAUUUGUUUUCAUUCUUGGUGCGUUCCUAGGUGUGCUUUUACCGUUCAGUUUUGGCGCCUAUCAUGUUCAUAAUAGCAAUAGCGACUUGUUUGAAAAAUUUGUGAAUUUUGAUUCCCUUAGAGUAUACUUGGAUGACUGGAAAGAUGUCCUUCCGCAAGGCUUAGCUUCAUUUAUUGAUGAUAUCCAAACUGGUAACUACUCCACAUCCUCUUUGGAUGACCUCAGUGAAAAUUUUGCCGUUGGUAAACAGCUUUUACGUGAUUACCACAUCGAAGCCAGACAUCCUGUAGUGAUGGUUCCUGGUGUCAUUUCCACUGGAAUUGAAAGCUGGGGAGUUAUUGGAGACGAUGAGUGCGACAGUUCUGCUCAUUUUCGUAAACGGUUGUGGGGUAGUUUUUACAUGUUGAGGACAAUGGUCAUGGAUAAAGUUUGCUGGUUGAAACAUGUAAUGUUAGACCCGGAAACAGGGCUAGACCCGCCAAAUUUCACGUUACGUGCAGCGCAAGGUUUCGAGUCUACUGACUACUUUAUUGCAGGAUAUUGGAUUUGGAAUAAAGUUUUUCAAAAUUUGGGAGUAAUUGGCUAUGAACCCAACAGGAUGACAAGUGCUGCAUACGAUUGGAGACUGGCGUAUUUGGACCUGGAAAAACGCGACAGGUAUUUCACGAAGUUGAAGGAAGAGAUCGAACUAUUCCAUCAAUUGAGUGGUGAAAAAGUCUGCCUGAUCGGACAUUCCAUGGGGUCUCAGAUCAUAUUUUAUUUUAUGAAAUGGGUAGAGGCUGAGGGCCCUCUUUAUGGUAACGGUGGCCGUGGCUGGGUUGACGAGCAUAUCGAUUCAUUCAUUAAUGCAGCAGGAACGCUUCUGGGCGCUCCAAAGGCGGUUCCAGCCUUAAUCAGUGGUGAAAUGAAAGAUACCAUUCAAUUGAAUGCAUUAGCUAUGUACGGUUUAGAAAAGUUUUUUUCCAGAAGUGAGAGAGUGAAGAUGUUACAAACGUGGGGCGGUAUCCCAUCAAUGUUACCAAAGGGAGAAGAGGUCAUCUGGGGGGACAUGCACUCCUCUUCAGAAGAUGCAUUGAAUAACAACACUGACACAUACGGCAAUUUCAUUCGUUUUGAAAGGAACACAAGCGACGUUUUCAACAAAAACUUGACGAUGAAAGAUGCCAUCAACAUGACAUUGGCAAUUUCACCCAAAUGGCUACAGAAAAGAGUGCAUGAACAGUACACGUUUGGGUAUUCCAAGACAGAGAAUGAAUUAAGGGACAACGAGCUAUACCACAGGUACUGGUCAAACCCAAUGGAGGUGCCACUUCCAGAAGCCCCUCACAUGAAGAUCUACUGUAUAUACGGAGUGAAUAAUCCGACAGAAAGGGCGUAUGUGUACAAGGAAGAAAACGACUCGUCCGCUCUGAAUUUGACCAUCGACUAUGAAAGCAAGCAGCCAGUAUUCCUCACGGAAGGUGACGGGACCGUCCCCCUUGUAGCGCAUUCGAUGUGCCACAAGUGGGCCCAGGGCGCCUCGCCCUACAAUCCUGCCGGGAUCAACGUCACCAUUGUGGAGAUGAAGCAUCAACCAGACCGAUUUGACAUACGUGGAGGGGCCCGGAGCGCCGAGCACGUAGACAUCCUGGGCAGCGCGGAGCUGAACGAUUACAUCCUAAAAAUUGCCAGCGGCCACGGUGAUCUGGUCGAGUCUCGCCAGUUGUCUAAUCUAAGCCACUGGGUCUCCCAGAUGCCCUUCCCAAUGUGA
Saccharomyces kudriavzevii IFO 1802 is the source of this 1986-nucleotide messenger RNA. It is a transcript of the gene LRO1, whose product is annotated as phospholipid:diacylglycerol acyltransferase. Gene Ontology annotation, cellular component: cytoplasm; perinuclear endoplasmic reticulum. Gene Ontology annotation, molecular function: phospholipid:diacylglycerol acyltransferase activity. The transcript has a single exon. The coding region runs from base 1 to 1986 and encodes 661 amino acids. Gene Ontology annotation, biological process: lipid storage; triglyceride biosynthetic process. The record is from RefSeq and is a predicted model, not a curated record. NCBI's taxonomy places the organism in Eukaryota, Fungi, Ascomycota, Saccharomycetes, Saccharomycetales, Saccharomycetaceae.